AUGAUUGCUUCCAUCGCUACCGUUCUCGUCGCCUCUGCUGCUGCCGUCUCAGCUGGCGCCAUCCCCAAGCGCGGCCAGAGUGCUAGCAUCACUCCCCACGACCAGUACUCUUCCUCCAUCGGUGUUAUCGGAGGCAAGAUCAACACCAACCGUGUUGCCUACUGGCCCAUGGGUGUCAACUGCAAUGACAUUUGCGUCAAGGUCUCUUACAAGGGCCGCAGCGUCCACCUCCUGAAGAUUGACCAGUCUGGUGGUGCCCACGACAUCUCUUACGAUGCCUGGAACUACCUCGCCUUUGGCAAGUCUGCCAAGGACGAGCCUCACACCGGCGGUGGCAUCGCCAUGGACUACGAAUUCGUCGAUGCCGACGAGUGCAAGGACCUCAUGGACGACGGCAAGCUGCCUCUCUCUGCCUCCAACAGCAUGGGCUACGUCGGCUCUUGCACCCAGGACAAGAGCAGCUGGGUCGCCAAGAACUACGAGCUCAUCAACAUCCUCGACCCUGUCUGCCACUACGGCUACGAUGAGAAGUGCACUCUCGACCUGAGCGUCAGCAACCAGCCCAAGUGCCCUCACACCCUGGGCGAGAACCACUCUCCCACCGGUCUCAAGGUCACCAACAUUGAGUACGGCACUGGCAAGGAGGUCACUGCCUAA
Molecule: messenger RNA, 657 nt
Organism: Pochonia chlamydosporia 170
Lineage: Eukaryota; Fungi; Ascomycota; Sordariomycetes; Hypocreales; Clavicipitaceae
Product: cerato-platanin
Exons: 1
Coding region: 1-657 (218 amino acids)
Source: RefSeq, a predicted model, not a curated record